Molecule: messenger RNA, 770 nt
Organism: Fopius arisanus
Lineage: Eukaryota; Metazoa; Arthropoda; Insecta; Hymenoptera; Braconidae
Exons: 3
Coding region: 107-721 (204 amino acids)
Source: RefSeq, a predicted model, not a curated record
UUUUAUUAUUAUUAUAAUCAUCAGAAGCCGCAGUAUUUCUGAUGUGAUUUGUUGUGUGAAAUCGUGAGGAAAAAAAUAAAACAAGCAGAUCGAACGAGGUUCAAAGAUGUCAACGAGGUCAAAGCUGGUGGAGUUAGAAGGACGGAGGAAGGAAAACAAGGAAGAAAGAAAGUUAGAGGAAGAAAGAAGCGGGGGCAGUCGAGGAAAGCAGAAUGCUGAGAAGAUGGAAACGGAGAGGGUUGCUGCAAUGAGGGCUGAGCUCGAAUUAUUGAGGGAGAAACUGAAAGGACGACCAGAACAACCAGGACAGCCAGAGGAUGGAGAGGUUCUUUUUCAGAUGGCAACGAGAUCAGAACCGGUGCAGGUAUUGAAAGGACGAGGGAUGAAUAAAAAGGAAGGGAGAAAGUUAGAGGAAAAAGGAAAGGGGGGCAGUCAAAACAAGCAGAAUGCUGGAAAGACGGAGGCGGAGAGGGUUGCAGCCAUGAGGGCUGAGCUGGAAGUAUUGAGGGAGCAAUUGAAAGGACAAUCAGGACAGCCAGAUGAUGAAAAGGAGCCGGAUGGGGAAAGUGACGAAGAUGGGAAGAACAGGGGCAAGGAGAACGAGGAAGGUCGAAAAAAAGGGGAGGAACGCGUCAAGCCGAACGGGACGCAAUCUACUGGAAGACGGAAUUCAAAAAACUUCAACGGAUGGUGGAGGGGUCCGUUACUUCAGGAAACCUAAGAGGGAGAGGAGGAGUUCAUCGAGGAGGGAGAGAUGGCAGAAUAAUAAA